Molecule: messenger RNA, 5318 nt
Organism: Lactuca saligna
Lineage: Eukaryota; Viridiplantae; Streptophyta; Magnoliopsida; Asterales; Asteraceae
Source: the annotation of a GenBank genome assembly
AUGUCUAGAGUUUUGUCUUCCAAGCGUCCCUUAUCUAGACGUUUAGCUGGUAUUUUACCUCCUGAGAUACCUUCUUUGCCUGUUUUGCCUGCUUAUGAUGAUAUUGGUGAUUGUAAUUUUGUUUGUGUUUCGUGUUCUGCUCUGUUCUGGUUUGAUGAAAGGGUUAAGUAUUUAUCACGUCCACAGUGUCCUGCUUAUAGCCGUUGUUGUAGGUCUGGCUCUGUAGUCUUGCCGUAUUCGCUUGCACCUCCUCAGUUGUUAACGGCUCUUUAUGAUUUCCCCCCUUUUAUAAAAAAUAUUAGGGGUUAUAAUAAUAUCUUCAGUAUGACCUCUUUUGGAGGUAAAGUUGAUGAGGAUGUUAAUAAAACGGCUGGUCCUUAUGUGUUCAAGGUUUCUGGUCAGGUUUGUCAUUGGAUAGGUGCCUUUGAUAUACCUGAUGAAAAAGGACCUAGAUUUUUACAGCUUUAUAUUGUAGAUACAGAACAUGAAUUACAGAAUAGGUUGUCUGCAGUUGAAAGGAAAGACGGUCAGUCUUUAGAUCCAAUGAUUGUUGAAACUCUUAUGGGUGUUUUCAAUAUUCAUAAUGAGUAUGUAAGGACUUUUAAGACUGCCAAAGACCUUGCUGUUGAAAACAGUUUGGUUGACUAUGCGGUUUGUUUGUUUAAUGAUGUCCCUGGCCGUUUAUAUGGACCUCCAGCUCAUGGUACUUUGGGUUGUAUUGUUGCUGGUGAAGACGCAAUAGGCAGUACAUACGACAUAGUUAUACAUUCCAGGAGUGGUGUUCCACGCAGGAUUAGCAAACUUCAUCCUAGCUAUAUGGCUUUGCAGUAUCCUGUCCUUUUUCCGUAUGGUGAAACAGGUUGGUCUCCGCGUUUAAAACUUCAUGAUGAGAGAAGCAGUAAGGUUAGAAAUCUUACUAUCAAUAUGUAUUAUAGUUAUCAGAUACAUGCAAGGAAUGGUGUAUGGUCUCUUUUGUUAAAUUCUUGUAGACUGUUUCAACAGUAUCUGGUGGAUGCAUAUGCAUGCAUCGAAUUGUCAAGGCUUGAUUUCUAUGAACACAAUCAGAGCCAACUCAGAUCAGCGUAUGUUAGUGGCAUUUAUGAUGCACUUUCACGUGGUGAUACUGAAAGUCGUUCUGUUGGUAAGCGUGUUUUUUUGCCUCCAUCUUUUGUUGGUGGUCCAAGAUACAUGUACAGUCACUAUCAGGAUGCUCUUUCUAUCUGCCGGGAAUACGGGAAUCCACAGUACUUUAUAACUUUUACGUGCAAUGUUGGAUGGCCAGAAAUCACACGUUAUAUGAAUUCCCAUCAUCAAACUGAUGUUGGUAGUAGAGCUGAUAUAAUUUCACGGGUAUUUCAUAUGAAAGUCACUGCAUUCAUUGCAUAUCUGAAAUCUGAUAAGACUUUUGGCCCUGUUUCAGCAUGCUCACAUAAGAUAAAAGAUCCUUCAAAAGUUGAUGAUUACAUUACUGCCGAGUUGCCUGAUCCUGUUUCAGAGCCACUAUUAUAUGAAAUUGUUACCAGGGACGGCUACGCUCAUUAUAAAAGAAAUUCAAGUUCACUUCAUAUGUUGCAGAGUGGUAUACAGAUAGAUAACAGAUACAUAGUUCCGUAUAAUAAGAGGUUGUCCAGUCGUUUCAACGCACAUAUUAAUGUUGAGUAUUGCGGGUGGAAUAUGAUGAUUAAGUACCUGUUCAAGUAUGUAUCGAAGGGAAUGGAACGGGUCAGAUUUGUUGUUCAGAAAGAUACUCAAUGUGCUGAUACGUCUGUCUCUGGACAAUGUAUAGUUGUUGACGAGAUAAAAAAUUAUAUUGAUGGGCGUUUUCUCUGUCCCCAUGAGGCUACAUGGCGGAUACUUGAUUUUCCUAUUCAUGAGCGUGAUCCCCCUGUUAUUAUUCUUCCUGUCCAUUUGUCGAAUAUGCAGUCGGUAUUCUUUAAAGAAAAUACUCAAAUCAAAGAGGUAGUCGAAAAUCCCACCUUUGGUAUUAGGGAAAAAUGUUGGAAAAGAAGAAGGCGUUCAAACUCCCGUGCACUUGGUAGACUUAUAUUUGUCCACCCAACUGGUGGAGAGUUGUUUUUCUUGAGGAUGUUGCUGUCCCACCAAAAAGGUUGUAAGUCAUAUGAAGAGCUUCGCACUGUGUCAGAUGUAAUGUACGAUGAUUUCCGUAGUGCAUGCAAUGCAUUAGGGUUGAUUGGAGAUGACAAAGAAUGGAUGGAUGCUUUUGUGCAAGCUUCUGAGUGGGCGACUUCAUCUCAGUUGCGGUCUCUUUUCUGUUAUCUUCUGCUUUUAUGUGAUGUUAAUGAUCCCAUGUGUUUGUGGGACAUUGGAUGGAGAAAAAUGAGUGAUGACUUAGUUUAUAGGAUGCGGUCAUCAAAUCCUACUAUUGAGUUGAAUAUAGAUGAUAGUCAUAUACAACAAUUGGUCUUAUUUGAAUUAGAUCACAUACUAAGGUCGUCUACUCCACCACGAUCUAUUUUGGACUUUCAUCUACCAAAACUAACAGAUAGCAACAUCACACUGUUAAAAAAUCGUCUCUUCCUAGAAGAAAGUUCUUAUAAUAAGGCAGCUCUUAUGUCUACUCAUGACCAUAUGUUGCCACUACUGAAUAAUGCACAGCUGCAGGUGUAUAAUGACGUUCGCUCUGCAGAGGAAACACAACAACAAGUGCUUAUAUUUGUUUAUGGUCAUGGAGGAACCGGCAAAACUUUCUUGUGGAAUACAUUGCUUGCUUAUUUCCGUUCAAGAGGAAAAAUAGCACUAGCUGUUGCUGCCUCAGGAAUUGCUUCUUUGCUUCUUCCAUCAGGAAGGACAGCUCAUUCCAGGUUUAAUAUUCCAAUAGACUUUUCAGAAAAAACCGCAUGCAAUAUAAGAAAACACACAAUGCUUGCUGAGUUGCUAAAGCAAACUUCUAUUAUCAUAUGGGAUGAGGCGCCAAUGAGUGACAGACGUUGUUUUGAAUGUCUAGAUCGUUCUUUAAAAGAUAUACUUGACUGUGAAGCAAAAACUUUUGGUGGUAUGUCUAUGUUGUUAGGAGGAGACUUCCGACAGACAUUGCCAGUGUCCCCAAAAUCUACACCGUCUGAGAUAGUUUCUCUAACUCUACCCAAUUCCUAUCUAUGGCCCUAUUUCAAAUUAUGUAAACUAAGUGCCAACAUGAGACUUAAGGAUUCAUCUAUGUCAUCGAAAAUAGAGUUAAAUGCAUCAGAUUUUGCGACAUGGCUGGUUCAGGUUGGAGAUGGUAGGAUUGGUAAUAUGGAUACUGUUGAUAGGAUAAAUACUAAAUGGAUUGAAAUCCCUAGGUCACUCCUUAUACCUCCAUCGGAAAACGGGUUAGAUUCCCUUAUAAAUUUUGUUUAUGGAGAUAUCUUUCAAACCAAUGUCUCAACAAGCAUGUUAUCUGGCAGGGCAAUAGUUUGUCCCAAAAACGAAACAAUACAACACAUAAAUGAUAUUGUUAUGCGUAAAAUUCCUGGGGUUUCAAAGAUUUACGAGAGUGCUGACAGCAUUGAAUUUAACGGGAAGCAGACUACAGAGUUUAAUACAUUUUAUCCGUUGGAAUAUCUUAAUGGACUUACAUUUCCAAGCAUACCUGCACAUUCACUUUUAUUAAAAAUUAACACACCUAUAAUGCUAAUUCGAAAUAUAAAUCAGAAAGAAGGUUUGUGUAAUGGUACACGAUUAAUGGUCUCACAGUUGUUAUCAAAUGUGAUUGAGGCAUCAAUUAUUACUGGAACCAGCAUUGGGAAGAAGGUUUUUCUGCCUCGUAUUAGAUUUAUUCAUAAAGCUCCUGAUAUACCUUUUACAUUCAUAAGAAAGCAAUUUCCUGUUAAAGUUUGUUAUGGUAUGACUAUUAACAAAAGUCAAGUUUUAACCAUGUCCCAAACAGUAACAACAGUUUCCAAUCUACAUUAUGGAUGUCCAGGAACAGCAAUACAGCUUCGAAUAUUGCGAAUGUGGACUCCACAAGUAAGGACUCAGGAAACAUGGUUCUUAGCUGUUGAUAGAAAUGGUGAUGCUGUUCAAAUUUUGGGUCAGCGAAAAGACCAAGGAUAUUUACAAUCUGUCCUAAUUCCCAGUAAAUGCUAUACGAUUGAAAAAUAUGCAUGCGGAAUUCCAGACCGAUAUCAGAAAUGGCUGGAUAAUGAGGUCUACAUAGCUGCUGGAAUGGCAUCAUCAAUUACAUCUAUCCAAGACACACAUACAAUUCCUGCAUGCUGGUUUACUUUCAUAACUAAAAAACAAAUCGCAGAUUACGUGGAUCGACAUGCAGAUUUUAUUGGUGUCUUCAGCAAACUUAUUAGGUGUACGAAGAAAAACAAAGAACCAUAUCUAUUACUAAUAUUAAAGAAUGAAUUAGGCGAGGAUAUUGCAAUAAGCUUAUGGAAAGAAUGCACGAACAUACCUUCAAAGUUUGAUGCUGUUGGUUUGGAAAAUACUGUUGCUCCCGUUGUUGUUGCGAUAACUAGUAUAAAGAUUUCAACCUAUGAUGGUUCCCUAAGACUUGGAACAAGCAGUGCAAGUCACCUAUACAUCAAUCCACCAAUUCCAGAAACACCGCUUCUAACGGACAGUUUCCGUACGUUUAGUGACUCCUCUAUAUUUUUCGACAUCCCAACACCAUUAGGAGACAUAUUACAAAGAGGUCAUCCUGAACUCCUGAACAAAAGUUUCACUACAAAAGCUGUCAUAACUGCGUAUGUAUUUUCUGAUUGUUGGUACCAAGUUCAAUGUCCAAAUUGCAAGAUCCCAGCUUUUAAACAGGGGAAAAGUUGGUUCUGUCCUUCAGAUGGUAUAAUCAAUGCACCAACUAUAAUGUUCAAGCUUAGUGCAACACUUACAGACGAAAAUAAUUCUAUAGUUGCUCUGCUCUCCGAUAACGCAGCACAAGACUUAUUCGGUUCUACAGCUGAUAAACUUGUACCAGACGAUGACAUAAACUGUAGAGGACAACUACCUGCAAUUGCCACUACUGUACAAGGAAUAGCCAAAAAAAUGAAACUUCGUAUCACAAACACAUCGACAGAUACGAACAUUCGCUUUAUGAUUACAGAUAUCGAAAAAAGUAACCCACAGGAAACAGCAUACCCAACAACACCAGCACCACAUCAUCGAUCUCCAUCAAAAGACAGCGAGAAAGACUGUUCUUCAGUUCCUCAACACAGUAGAGCAAACGUCAGAAGGUCAUUACCAUUUGAAAGCCAAGACACAUCAAAUACAAAGCGUAAAAGUGCACGCAAGAUAGAAUGAUCCAUCUCCCCUCCGACAUUGAUAAUGAUGACAUUAUCAGUUUUGCAUAAUAUGUAUAAACUAAAGUCCAG